This is a messenger RNA of Equus quagga, 1462 nucleotides long. RefSeq names its product procathepsin L. The record is from RefSeq and is a predicted model, not a curated record. Lineage: Eukaryota; Metazoa; Chordata; Mammalia; Perissodactyla; Equidae. Gene Ontology annotation, cellular component: lysosome. Gene Ontology annotation, molecular function: cysteine-type endopeptidase activity. The transcript has 8 exons. Gene Ontology annotation, biological process: immune response. Bases 164 to 1168 code for a protein of 334 amino acids.
CGGCCCGGCCAAUCGCGGCGCGGGCAGGCGUGCCGAAUCCCGGGCUUUAAAGGCUGAGUCAGGCGCGCCCGGGUCAGAACCUCUGGCUCGCCGGGUGUUGGGACAGCGGCCUUCGUCUCUCAAGUCCUCCUGCGCAGCUGUGGCCGCCGCAGGUUUUUGAAACAUGAAUCCUUCACUCUUUCUGGCUGCCCUUUGCUUGGGAAUAGCCUCAGCUGCUCCAAAACUUGAUCCCAGUUUAGAUGCACAAUGGUACCAGUGGAAGGCAACGCACAGAAGACUGUAUGGCGUGAAUGAAGAAGGAUGGAGGAGAGCAGUGUGGGAGAAGAAUAUGAGAAUGAUUGAACUGCACAAUCAGGAGUAUAGCCAAGGGAAGCACGGCUUCACCAUGGCCAUGAAUGCCUUUGGUGACAUGACCAAUGAAGAAUUCAGGCAGGUGAUGAAUGGCUUUCAAAACCAGAAGCACAAGAAGGGGAGAGUGUUCCUUGAACCUCUCUUUCUUGAAGUCCCCAAGACUGUGGAUUGGCGAGAGAAAGGCUACGUAACCCCGGUGAAGAAUCAGGGUCCAUGUGGUUCUUGUUGGGCUUUUAGUGCGACUGGUGCCCUUGAAGGACAAAUGUUCCGGAAAACUGGGAAACUUGUUUCACUGAGUGAGCAGAACCUGGUGGACUGCUCUCGGGCUGAAGGCAAUCAGGGCUGCAAUGGUGGCCUGAUGGAUAAUGCCUUCCAGUACGUCAAGGACAACGGAGGCCUGGACUCAGAGGAAUCUUACCCAUAUCUUGCGAAGGAAGGAAAUAACUGUAAUUACAAGCCCGAGUAUUCUGCUGCCAACGACACUGGCUACGUGGACAUCCCUCAGAAGGAGAAGGCCCUUAUGAAGGCAGUGGCUACUGUAGGGCCCAUCUCUGUUGCUAUUGAUGCAGGCCAUGAGUCCUUCCAGUUCUAUAAAUCAGGCAUUUAUUAUGAUCCAGACUGCAGCAGCAAAGACCUGGAUCAUGGUGUUCUGGUGGUUGGCUAUGGCUUUGAAGGAAGAGAUUCAAAUAACAAUAAAUUUUGGAUUGUCAAGAACAGUUGGGGUCCAGAAUGGGGCUGGAAUGGCUAUGUAAAAAUGGCCAAAGACCAGAACAACCACUGUGGAAUUGCCACAGCAGCCAGCUAUCCCACUGUGUGAGCUGACGGACAGUGAUGGAGAGGACUUGAGGACAGCAUAUCCAGAGGAAUUUUAUCUUAAAACUGAACAAACCCUUAUGCGUAAGAUAAGACACUUGAAUCUUUGAGGAUCCAAGUUGUGAUUUGAAUUCUGUGACAUUUUUAUAAGGGUAAAAUGUUACCACUACUUUAAUUACUGUUAUAAAUAGCUUUAUAAUGUUGAAGACUCAUUGCUUAAUUCUAAGAAUUUUGAAUUUCCAUUUUUUAAAAGGAUAUAUAAAGUUACCUUUUAAAAUAAAUUUUAAUUCACUAUGUA